Messenger RNA from Penaeus vannamei (Pacific white shrimp), 307 nucleotides. The record is from RefSeq and is a predicted model, not a curated record. Lineage: Eukaryota; Metazoa; Arthropoda; Malacostraca; Decapoda; Penaeidae.
ACAAGGACGACCACGAGCCUAAAACAACAAAAGGGAAAACAAAAUCAACCAACCAUGAGGAAUACAGCUGUUGUUGUUGUUGUAUUGUGUGUCGCAGCUGUUGUAGUGUGUGGGCUGGCUCUCCCCCCACCCGAGUCAGGUAUUACAGGCGCCUUCUUGCCCUCGGCUGCUGACAUCGGCUCCAUGGCACUCAUCAAGCCCCCAGUGCCAGCCCUCCCCGGCAUCGUGGGUCUCGGUGCCAUUCCCGGUGUGGCUGGUGGAGUGAUUCCGGGAAUGCCUGGAGGUGCCAUUCCCGGUCUGGCUGGAG